AGUUAAACGAACCAUCCUCUCAAACUAAACUCAUAGCCUAAGCGAAUUUCAAUUAGCGUACUGGUCGUUUAACUAAUUCAUUUCCUUCCCUACGCUAUAGCUAUUUAGAUGUUUACGUUUGAAUGAGUUGACAGAACAAAGAAUAUACAAAACUGGACAACGAUCCAUUUCCAAAAACAGUAUUAGGCAAUUUACGCCAAACAUCCUUCUCAUUGGUCAUGGGUGGAUUCUCCUUCACCUCCCAAAUAUGGCAAAAUCCCCACCACCACUUAUUUAAUUUUUGUUCUUUCAUUUUGCCCCCACAAAUUCAUAUAAUAAUAAAUGAAAGCCACAAGAACACCCACGUUUGCUGAAUUUUGACCCUACAACCUUACCCAUUUCUUCACCCCACUUGAGAAACAAAAUGCGACACUAUGGUCCAACAAAUUGACAACAUUCCGCAUACAGCUACCCCAAAGCAAGUCAUAAUUGCGAAAACUGACUGUUUCUGAGAAACAAUUGGUGGUAUCUAUGGCUCCAACUUUGUCUAUUACAUCGAAUAUAAAAGGGAAAGAACCAAAAUGAAUCAGAAUUCAGCUUCAACAACAACAGUAAUGGCCCUCUCCCACUCACUAUACCAAAGGAAAGCCCCCUAGCUCUGACAUUUGCUUCCCCUCUACUACUAGUUUGAUAGUACCCUCUACUUAGAUGGCAAAAAUAGUGUAUCGAAUCUAAUCGUCACUCAAAUUAGUUACACUUAAGACUUAAGUUUGGAUCACAAAAGGCUGUUUCAUAUGACAGCAGAAGCAGAAUGAUAUUAACAGUUUGUGCUAGUUGAAGGCGAUGUAGUGACUGAGGCUUACUACAUAUGAGCAUCAUCCACCCUUUUUCUCCAUCCGCUCCUUUUCAAGGAUGAACAUUCCUUCUUUGUACUUCUGGCUCUCCUCCUUAGCUAUCUCCUGAAAAAAAAAUUCAUAUCAUGGUUGGAAAGAGUGAAUCAGUUAGUAAAUUGAGCAAAUGCAAUGGAACGAUUAGCAUCAUACUUUACAGUUACUAUCGAAAAGACAAGAUGCAAGACCAAUGCUGUUUCAACUGGAAUGGAUACGAACGAUUAACAUGGAGGGGAAGUUUCUUCCUUAAUGUUUGAUUAGCAGAAAUGAAUCAAUAUACUAGAAUGCAAGUUGGGGGGCCAACUUGGUGUCCCAUAAUCACAGACAGCAUGAAUGGUGAUGCACAUGAUGAAGGUUACAACUUACAAGUCAAUCAAUAUUCAAUACCAACAAUCUGUUAAAAAUGAACACUUAGCUAGAAGAACGUUACUGGCAAUCCACACAUGAUUAGGUACACAUGUGACAUUAAACUAUGCCAACACGGUCAAGUAAAGUAAGUAUUCUUCUCUGCCCUGUCUUAAUAUUCUGUCCUAUGCACAUAGUAAUCUGCAAGCAACUACGUGUUUAUCUGAAUAAUAAGGUCUGCCAGUAAUGCAGUGGAAGAAUCCACUACGUCUAUGUCAAUGAAAAUGGAAAAGAAAAAGAGGCUGUAUCAUCUUACAUAUCUCCAACCGACUAGCUGCAUGCAAGAACUGCAGUAAAUGUCAUUAACAACAUGAAAUCCACUUGAAAGAAAUCGCGGUUCGCUGGAUCCGAUUACUAUAUUGACCCUAAAAAACAGAAGAUAUGGGAAAACAAUAAGGUUAGAUGAUUAAACACAAUCCAACUCGACUGCAUUUCGCCAACAAUUCAUCUGUGUAUGUGUCAGGUGCAUUCACUAAGGACAUGAUUGAGCUCAGCUCUAGAUCCAAUCCAAAACCAACUGCAAGAUUCCGAUGUCUAGCAGAAGAGAAAGUACUAUUAACCAAGUUGUUAUAUUAUCUAUUGCAAAAGCCGCCAACGGAACAAAUCUGUCGUUCUCCCCAUUAUCAAUCACCUGAAAAAGCUCACUUGGAAGUUGGAACGUGCAUAGACACCACCAGCUUUCACAUUCUGCCAAAAAGAGAAUCAAGAAGCAGUUCCCCGCAAAUCUCCAUGUGAGCUCCAAAGGAUCUCUUUUUCUAACUAAUUACUAAAAUAUCUCUUUAAAAAACUGAAUCCUUCGAAUUUCCCUCUAUAAAAUCUAUUAGGCGUUUCCUUCACAAGGGGUUGCCGACCGUAGUGGUGGUGUGGUUUCUUGAUCGCUAAAGAUGCCAUCUUUCUAUCGAUUCUAGGCCAUCGAGAUUUCUGUUUCCUGUGGCUAAUCACACGCAACGGGUUGGCCAAUCUUGGGCAAAGUUCCUAGCAUAGCAGAAAGAUCUCCAUUGAACAGGCCAAAUCUUCUAAUCUUUACUCUGCAGGCUCAAUCACUAAGAAUCCCAACUUGGCAACCAAAUCAGAACUCACAGUUUCUUUACUCUUCUAACAGACAAUGCAUCAAACACCUUAGAGACACAACCCCAAUCGAAAUCCCCAGAUCAAGAAAGGCAAAGACGAGAACGAGAAGGUGCAGGGGUGGAAACUCACACUUUCCUGAAGAGAUAAGCGCGGCCAUAGCGACCCUGAAACUCCUUGGACUGGAUGUCAUCUUAGGAAGCGGAAUCGACCCUGCAGCCCUUGCACAUGAGCACCUUCUCUCCCUUCGCGUCCUCAAUGAACAAUCUCCCCAUUUCUGCUUGCUUUCUUCCCCCCUAAACGGAAGAACACCAAGAAAAUGAGAAAAGAUCAUUCCUUUCCGGUCCCCUAUAAAUUCACCCCUUUUCCCCAGAAUCAAAACCACUAAUUUCUUACGAUCUGAAGAACUUCCGACUGAGAAAUCGAUGGUUCUCCUCGGAAUCGAAAACGGCGAGCUAGCUUUCUUUUUUUCUUGCCCUACUCUCGCCGUCGGCUCCGGCAGCCGAUUUGGGGGCAGAAGGACUGUGACCAAGUGUGAUGAAGCUGGACCAGCGGAGUAAGUCUCCCGUUUAGCGAGAAAAGAUAAAAGAAGGAAGAAAGACGUUCCUCUGACUUCCGCUCUUAUUAGUGGUGACGGUUUUAACCGAAAUGACGGCCAUAGGUAAUUAACUACCAAGCAACGACAUCGUUCCUGCGCGCCAUCGCUUAACGGUUUUGGAAAAGGGAACGCAACCGUCAGUGGGCGAGUGAGAAACGGUGUCGUUUAAGCUAUGAGGAUUAGACAUUUCCAAAUCUCUUAACAAAUUAUUAAUGAUUAUUAAUUAGUGUUUCUGGAUUCGCCCAUAUUAUAAUUUGUUUCUUGAGAACAAACAAGUUCAGUGACUAAAUUGAACCUACGCAUAAGUUCAGUGACCAGCAGAGCCAUAAUUAGUCCUUACAAAAAAGAAACGGAAAAUAAGGGAACCGCGGGAGGGGAUUCUACGCACAGCAAAAACCAUUGCCAUUGUUGUGUUCUUUUCUUUCAUCGUCCGCUCCAAAUCCCAUUUGCAUGGCAAAGAAUUAGAAAACCGAAACACAGGAAGAAAAGAAGGCGGCAGAAGAACCCUCAUUGUCGGUUGAAUUAGAUCAAAGCCCAGAUUCUAACUCAUCGUGAAGGCGCGACCUUCGUUGGACGUUUCCCGCGAACAAUUUCUGGACUUCCCGCGUACCCUUUUCCAUAAUCACCCAUUGUUAUACCUGUAAAGGUCGGUUCUUUGUUUCCCCUCCUCGAUAAUGCGACAGUUUUCGAGCACUGAUCGACGGCUACUUUUUUAACAUUGCUUUGAUUCUCUUGGAAUUGCGUGUGUGGGGGUUCUUCUGAUCAAUUCUUCAUGAUUCUGGAGCACUGAAAAAGAUCGAUUCUUUGGGUGGUUGUUUAAUGAAUGUUUUGUCCUGAU
Linum trigynum is the source of this 3778-nucleotide messenger RNA. NCBI's taxonomy places the organism in Eukaryota, Viridiplantae, Streptophyta, Magnoliopsida, Malpighiales, Linaceae. The record is from the annotation of a GenBank genome assembly.